Neoarius graeffei (lesser salmon catfish) is the source of this 1563-nucleotide messenger RNA. It is a transcript of the gene loxl5b, whose product is annotated as lysyl oxidase-like 5b. Gene Ontology annotation, molecular function: protein-lysine 6-oxidase activity; copper ion binding. Gene Ontology annotation, biological process: peptidyl-lysine oxidation. The coding region runs from base 14 to 1492 and encodes 492 amino acids. NCBI's taxonomy places the organism in Eukaryota, Metazoa, Chordata, Actinopteri, Siluriformes, Ariidae. The transcript has 7 exons. The record is from RefSeq and is a predicted model, not a curated record.
AAUCGUUUUGUGCAUGAUCAAGAUGGCACAAGUGGUCAUUUUGGUUUUAUGCUGCGCGCUGGAGAGUUUGGUCGUGGGGCAGCACGCGCAGGACCGAGUCGGACCGUGGAUGCAGAGGAUCCAGUGGGAGAACAACGGGCACGUGUACAGCUUACUGAGUACGGGCAGUGAGUACCACUCACCCUUACACUCCAGGAGGGAGUCCCGCGUGUACCUGAGCAGCCGAAGCCAGGCGGCCAGCCCACUUUCUCCUGCAGAAGCGCGAGACGCUUUGGCGCACUUUCGCGUAACGACGUCGCACCCGGGUGCCAGCGGAACAGCGUCCGCGCUCACGGGACAUGACAACAGAUACAACGUCCUAGCGAGCGGCCGCGCCACAGGUGCCAGGUAUGCGCAUCUGGUCUCACCUCCAUCACGCCGAGGACUCACGGGGGCACCAGGCGCAAGACGUUACGCCACCGGUGCUGCGUCAAACAACACGAAUUCAGCGCCUCUAUCAGAAUACUCAGGAAGCGGCGUCCCGAGAAGAUCAGCCUCGAUCACUGAGAACCAAGUUGUCCAGUCGCCCAGUCCAAACCCGGAAAGUGCGCGCUUGGAGAGUAUGAACCCGCACCAGUCCUAUCCUGAUCCUCCGGUCAGUGUGGAGGAGAGCCCCGGUGAUGUCGUAGCUACAGCGCCUGGUCCACUCAGAAGAAGACACCAAGAAACGACAUCCGACAACAUGGUCGGCGAUGAUCCUCGGAACCCACUGAAAAACCACAGGAAUACCGUUUUCUAUAACGUGUAUCCAUCUGGCCGUCGGGUUGUCACCGCGCGCACGCGCCGUCCUCCACCGGGAACUGGGUACGGCACGAGAUAUUUCCACAACGGUCUCCCGGACCUCGUGCCAGAUCCGUACUCCAUUCAGGCUGGCUCCUAUGUUCAGCGCAUGCAGAUGUAUGCGCUCCGGUGCGCAGCUGAAGAGAACUGUCUCGCACGGUCAGCUUACAGACCAACAGUUAGGGACAUCGACUUUAGGGUUCUGCUACGCUUCCCUCAGAAGGUCCAAAACCUUGGGACAGCAGACUUCCUGCCUGUAAAACCCAGACACCAGUGGGAAUGGCAUAGCUGUCAUCAGCAUUACCACAGCAUGGAUGCGUUCAGUGUCUAUGAUCUAUUGGACAUAAACACUGGCCGUAAGGUGGCAGAGGGACACAAAGCCAGCUUCUGUCUGGAGGAUACUGGCUGUAGUCCAGGCUUCCGUCGGCGCUACGCUUGCACUGCGCAUACACAGGGUUUGAGUCCUGGAUGCCAUGACACCUACGCUGCUAACAUUGAUUGCCAGUGGAUCGACAUCACAGAUGUUCCUCCUGGUAACUACAUCCUUAAGAUCACAGUUAACCCAAACUACUUGGUUCCUGAGUCUGAUUUCUCCAACAACGUGGUGCGCUGUGAGAUUUUCUACAGCGGUCAUCACGUCCAGACUCAUAAUUGCAGGAUAACCAGGAACUAAAACUCUUGGACAUGUUAGUCAAUCUUUUCCUCUAAAUUUCUCGGUAUUUUGUAAGCUGGCAGUUUAUACAG